Messenger RNA from Triticum turgidum subsp. durum (durum wheat), 3636 nucleotides. Lineage: Eukaryota; Viridiplantae; Streptophyta; Magnoliopsida; Poales; Poaceae. The record is from the annotation of a GenBank genome assembly.
AUGCGGCCGCAAGGGCAAUUGCCGCCACCACAUCCGUUGCAAUUGCAACGGCCGCAGCAAGCGACCGGAGCAGAUAUGGACCCGCCCGCCAGGAUGCCGGACCCGGUGCCGUCGCCGAUACUGAAGCACUCGCCGUCCGUAUCGCGCUCGCUGCGGUCCGCGCCAGACACCUCGUCCGUCACCUUCGCGGCCGACUUCCGGUCGCCCUCCAAGCCGGAAUCCACCUCGCCGUCCUUCGACAGCUUCCGGACCGCCCGGUCCAGGCCGUCCAGCGUCUCGCGGUCGUCCACCAGGCGAUCCGCGUCCGAGCGCGCCGGCUCGCAGCGGGACCUCCGCGACGAGGACGCCCGGUUCGUCUACAUCAACGACGCGCCGCGCACCAACGCGCCGCCGGCCAUGUUCCCGGACAACUCCAUCCACACCUCCAAGUACUCCGUCCUCACCUUCAUCCCGCGCAACCUCUACGAGCAGUUCCACAGGGUGGCCUACAUCUACUUCCUCGUCCUGGCGGUGCUCAACUUCGUGCCGCAACUCCUCGUGCUCUCCAAGGAAGCGGGCGUUCUGCCGCUGGCCUUCGUGCUCGGCGUCACGGCAGUCAAGGACGCGUACGAGGACUGGAGGCGCCACCGGUCAGACAAGAACGAGAACAACCGCACGGCGUCUGUGCUCGCGGACGGCGUGUUCCGGCCGAAGCGCUGGAAGGACAUUCAGGUCGGCGACGUGGUGCGUCUCGUGGCUAACGAGACGCUGCCGUGCGACAUGGUGCUUGUGUCCACGAGCGACCCCACCGGCGUGGCCUACAUCCAGACCAUCAACCUCGACGGCGAGUCCAACCUCAAGACGCGCUACGCCAAGCAGGAAACCAUGUCCACGCCGCCGGAGGCGCUCGCCGGUGUCAUCAAGUGCGAGAAACCCAACCGCAACAUCUACGGCUUCCUCGCCACCGUGGACCUCAACGGCCGCCGCGCCAUCUCCCUCGGCGCCUCCAACGUCAUGCUCCGUGGCUGCGAGCUCAAGAAUACGGUCUGGGCCAUCGGAGUGGCGGUGUACACCGGCCGGGACACCAAGGUGGUGCUCAACAGCUCGGGUGCGCCAUCCAAGCGCAGCCGCCUCGAGACGCACAUGAACCGCGAAAUCAUCGCGCUGGCCGUGGCUCUGGUCGUUCUCUGCUCGGUGGUGUCUCUCCUCACCGGCAUCUGGAUGGGUGACCAUGUGGACCGGCUCGGCAUCAUCCCCUUUUUCCACAAAUACGACUACUCUGGGGCUGCUGAGCACGGCCACGGGAGGUACAACUGGUACGGCACGGGCGUGCAGGUGGUGUUCACGUUCAUGUCGGCGGUGAUACAGUUCCAGGUGAUGAUCCCCAUCGCGCUCAUCAUCUCCAUGGAGCUCAUCAGGGUGGGGCAGGCAUACUUCAUGGUGCAGGACGAGCACAUGUUCGACGAAAAGAGCCAGGCCAGGUUCCAAUGCCGGGCGCUCAACAUCAACGAGGACCUCGGGCAGAUCAAGUACGUCUUCUCCGACAAGACCGGCACGCUCACGCAGAAUCGGAUGGAGUUCCGCUGCGCCAGCGUGCAAGGCCGCGACUUCAGCGAGACCGACGGCGGCGAGGAGGACGGACAUGCCGUGCAAGCUGACGGCGUGGUUCUGAGACCCAAGACGGCGGUGAAUACGGACCCGAAGCUGACGGCGCUGCUCAAGGACGGGACGGGCGCCAAGGCCAGCCGCGCCCGCGACCUGUUCCUUGCGCUGGCGACCUGCAACACCAUCGUGCCCAUCGUCGAGGACACGGCGAACCCGGCGGCGAAGCUGGUGGAGUACCAGGGCGAGUCCCCCGACGAGCAGGCGCUGGUGUACGCCGCCGCGGCGUACGGGCACAAGCUCGUCGAGCGCACCUCCGGCCACAUCGUCGUCGACGUGUUCGGCGCCAGGCAAAGGUUUGACGUCCUUGGUCUUCAUGAGUUUGACAGCGACCGCAAGAGGAUGUCAGUUAUAAUUGGCUGCCCGGACAAGACUAUCAAGCUGUUUGUAAAAGGUGCAGAUAGUUCCAUGUUUGGAAUCAUCGACAAAACACUGAAUCCAGAUGUUGUCCAGGCAACUGAGAAACAUCUCCAUUCAUAUUCGUCAGUCGGCCUGCGAACCCUCGUCAUCGGCGUGCGGGAACUUAGCCAGUCAGAGUUUCAGGAGUGGCAAAUGGCUUACGAGAAGGCUAGCACUGCAUUAUUAGGCAGAGGCAAUCUCCUACGCAGUGUGGCCGCCAACAUUGAAAGGAACAUGCGCCUGCUGGGAGCCUCCGGUGUCGAAGACAAGCUGCAAGAUGGAGUUCCUGAAGCAAUUGAAAAACUAAGGGAAGCAGGGAUUAAGGUUUGGGUUCUGACAGGUGACAAACAAGAAACUGCCAUCUCCAUUGGCUAUUCCUGCAAGCUUUUGACAAGGGACAUGACACAGAUUGUGAUCAACAGUAAUUCAAGAGAGUCGUGCAGAAAAAGUUUGGAUGAUGCAAUCUCCAUGGUAAACAAACUCCGGUCACUGUCUACAGACUCCCAAUCUAGAGUUCCCCUCGCUUUGAUCAUUGACGGUAACAGUCUCGUCUACAUUUUUGACACAGAACGGGAGGAGAAGCUUUUUGAAGUCGCGAUAGCAUGCGAUGUUGUUCUAUGUUGUCGAGUGGCUCCUCUACAGAAGGCUGGGAUUGUUGAUUUAAUAAAGAAGCGAACAAGUGACAUGACUCUAGCUAUUGGAGAUGGUGCAAAUGAUGUAUCCAUGAUCCAAAUGGCCGAUGUUGGCAUUGGCAUCAGUGGUCAAGAAGGAAGGCAAGCUGUGAUGGCUUCAGAUUUUGCCAUGGGGCAAUUUAGAUUUUUGGUCCCACUGUUGUUAGUUCAUGGCCACUGGAACUACCAGAGAAUGAGCUACAUGAUCCUAUACAACUUUUACAGAAAUGCUACUUUUGUCUUUGUGCUUUUCUGGUAUGUACUUUACACUGGUUAUACCCUGUCAACAGCAAUAAAUGAGUGGAGCAGUGUGUUAUACUCUGUGGUCUAUACCUCUGCGCCGACUGUCAUUGUCGCCAUUCUCGACAAGGAUCUGAGUCGAAGGACAUUGCUGAAAUAUCCCCAACUCUACGGUGCGGGGCAGCGCGAGGAGAGUUACAACCUAAGACUGUUCAUUUUCAUCAUGGUGGACUCCGUUUGGCAGAGCCUCGCAGUUUUCUUCAUCCCUUACGCCGCAUACAAAAACAGCGCAAUCGACAGCGCUAGCCUGGGAGACCUGUGGACACUGUCUGUUGUCAUUCUUGUCAACAUUCACCUUGCCAUGGAUGUCAUCAGAUGGACUUGGAUCACUCAUGCAGCAAUAUGGGGCAGUAUUGUGGCGACAUGGAUUUGCGUCAUCAUCAUAGACUCCAUACCCACCUUGCCCGGUUUCUGGGCAAUCUACGAGGUGAUGGGAACUGCAUUGUUCUGGGCGUUGCUUCUUGCGGUGAUUGUGGUUGGAAUGAUCCCUCAUUUUGCCGCAAAGGCCAUCAGGGAACAUUUCAUGCCCAAUGACAUCCAGAUUGCCAGAGAGAUGGAGAAGUCACAAGAUUCUCGUGAUGUUAAUCAUCCAGAAGUCCAGAUGAGUACAUCCACUCGAGCUUAG